Hyalella azteca is the source of this 1293-nucleotide messenger RNA. Its product is annotated as cell division control protein 42 homolog. The record is from RefSeq and is a predicted model, not a curated record. Gene Ontology annotation, molecular function: GTP binding; GTPase activity. Gene Ontology annotation, biological process: small GTPase-mediated signal transduction. The transcript has 4 exons. The coding region runs from base 114 to 719 and encodes 201 amino acids. NCBI's taxonomy places the organism in Eukaryota, Metazoa, Arthropoda, Malacostraca, Amphipoda, Hyalellidae.
UUUAAAUAUAUGAGCUCUGUAAUUGUGAUUUACUUUUUUUACAUCUUUCGAUCGUUGCAAUCGAUAUUCCUACAAGAUUUUACAUACAUAUUCACAUUAGUAACAAGACCAGCAUGGACAAAGGCCCCGGUUCCUCCACAAUGACCAGGAAGACCAUAUGUCCAGCCACGGGCAAAGACAUGAAGGUAAACGUCGUGGGCGACGGCGCCGUUGGCAAGAAUUGUCUUCUUACCACCUACAUAGUGGGUGUCUUCCCAGAGGAAUAUGUGCCGAUUGUGUUCGAGCAAUACAAACACGAAGAGAUCAUCGGAGACACGACCUACGUCAUUACUUAUUGGGUCAGCGCUGGCCAAGAGGAUUACGAUAGGUUACGGCCUCUUUCAUAUCCUCAGACAAGCGUGUUCAUAUUGUGCUUCAGUCUCGAUUCCCCGUCAAGCUUCGAAAACAUUUCAGCAAAGUGGAUACCAGAAGUGAGAGCGCACAGCGACAAGACUCCCAUUAUUCUAGUUGGCACCAAGAAAGAUCUCCGAGGAACUAAAGGUCUAAGUUCCGAACUGGGCGAGAAUUUGUGUCGCAAGAAAGGCCUGCUGCAGUACCUGGAGUGUUCCGCGCUCACCCAGGAAGGUCUCAAAGAAGUGUUCGAAGCGGCGGCUCUUGCCGCUGCCGCUCCGAACCCCCUCGAGUUCAAGAAGUCGUCGGGAGCGUGCUGUUUUAUGUAGUAUUUAUUGUGAUAAUUUACAUUGCUGCAAUAAAUAAUAAGAUAAUUAACAUUGCUCGUGUGAUAGAUCAUAUUUUUAUGGCAUCUUCGAAGAACUUCGAAUUGGCUCGUUUCUUUGGAAAUUUUGUGUGCUGGUGAAUCGUCUUUUAGGAAGAUUAGUCAAUAUUGUUUCAUCUAAUUAUUUUGUAACGGCUCUUUAACAGUUCAGGCUGUUGAGGCGUACAUUAAGCAGGAAUGUCAUUGUGGUUGUGGCUCCUUCAAAUCAGCGGCUGCAACAGUAGCAUCACAUUAUUCUGAAUCACCGCAGUAGUGUAAAGCAUACAGUACGUAGUGUAUUGCAUAUAGUGCACCGAAUAGUAAAUUGUAUAAUAGUCUCGGCGUAGAAGAUUAGGCCCGGUCUGGCCGGUCGUCGAUUCACGUUUUUGACUAGUUUCCAGGAGGUAAAAAGUUACAGGAUAUAGUCAGGCUGACGCUAAAACUUACAGUUUCCCCUUGAGAAAAAAAAAACAUUUGGCCCAGGUAAAAUCCCGAUACGAAAACUGUCAGGCUUAAAACAGAUAAACACAUUAAUUGUA